Molecule: messenger RNA, 2302 nt
Organism: Didymella exigua CBS 183.55
Lineage: Eukaryota; Fungi; Ascomycota; Dothideomycetes; Pleosporales; Didymellaceae
Product: glycoside hydrolase family 16 protein
Exons: 3
Coding region: 432-1802 (456 amino acids)
Biological process (GO): carbohydrate metabolic process
Molecular function (GO): hydrolase activity, hydrolyzing O-glycosyl compounds
Source: RefSeq, a predicted model, not a curated record
CUUGAACUUGCUUGCCUAGCACAAUUUGGUGUCGCGCGUCAAAGUGUUGGUGACGCUAGGACACGUCGAGUCUGCCACAACCAGACCUGGUAGUACCCUAGAACAUGGCGAUGGAGCUCGAGCUCACCAAACCAAGUCUGGCUCGGAAGGAACUUUCGCUACCUCUUACAGCUCCGGGAGUUGCAAUGAUCUAGCCGCGCCUACUAAAAACAGACGCAGCUAAAAGCAGAGUUCAUAACUACCAACAAGGCACUCUCGUUCAUUCCUCUUGAUCAUCAUCACCCACCACUUCCCUGCCUUAGCACCGUCACUCGUUUCCUAGGGUGUGCUCUGAGCCGACUUCCAUUAUCACCUCGCGAUAAGCCUUGUUGCACUCUGCAUCAGAGCAUUAAUACCAUUUGACCAUUGGCAUAGGCCAACCACUUCGGCAUAUGGCUUCUUUCCACAACGAGAAGUAUGGCAAUGAGGUCGACAAUGACCGCAUUGAGCCCCACAACCCUUUCGCUACACCAGGAGCGGCAACACCCAACACACUCACUCCCCGAGGAUCCCAUCAGAACUCGCGAUCAGCAAGUAGGGAUGGCUCAAGCACUGGCUUCCGUGGCGGAAAUGACUUCAACUACUUUCGCUCACGACGAGUCAAGAAGGGCGAAGUUGAGAAGCCUUGGCUAGACAGAAAAGACCCUCGCGAGAAGUGGGUUACUAUCAUUCCCAUUGCCGGUCUUGUCCUCGGUCUCAUUGUUACUGGCAUUUUGAUCUGGGACGGUAUUCGCAGCGUCGCGGUCCAUAAGUACUGCGAGAUCUACACAGACGACUUCAGCUCGUGGAACGACAAGGUCUGGACCAAGGAGUCCGAAGUUGGUGGUUACGGUAAUGGCCAGUUCGAGCAGACCACCACCACCGACGAGAACGUUUUUAUCAAGGAUGGCGUCCUUGUCAUCAAGCCCACACUCCAGGAUGAGAGCUUGAUCAACAACGACAACAUCAUCAACCUUGGAGAUGGCUGCACUGGAACUAAGUGGUCCGACUGCAUGGUUGCCACCAACACCACCAACGGUACAAUCGUCAAUCCUGUCAAGUCUGGUCGCAUCAACACCAAGCUCGGUGCCUCCAUCAAGUACGGUCGCAUUGAGGUACAGGCCAAGCUCCCUGAAGGUGACUGGCUCUGGCCUGCCAUCUGGAUGUUGCCCAAGGACAAUGUCUAUGGUGACUGGCCCCGCUCUGGCGAGAUUGACAUCAUGGAGUCUCGCGGUAACAACUACACCUACGCUCAGGGUGGCAACAACAUCGCCUCCAGCACCCUCCACUUCGGUCCCAAUGCUGCCAACGAUGGUUGGUGGCGCAACAACGUCAAGCGCCAGGCUCUCCACACUACCUACGCCGCUGGCUACAACACUUUCGGUGUCGAGUGGUCUGAGAAGUACAUCUUCACCUACAUCAACACUCGCCUCCUUCAAGUCAUGUACACUCACUUUGACGAGCCCUUUUUCGAGUAUGGUCGCUUUCCCCUUGCCGACAGCAACGGUACCCGUCUGGACGAUCCUUGGGCUUCUACUGGCUCCAACACCUCGCCCUUCGACCAGGACUUCUAUCUCAUCAUUAACGUUGCUGUCGGUGGAACCAAUGGAUGGUUCGAGGAUGGCAAGUCUAGCAAGCCGUGGCUCGAUGGCUCUAAGACAGCCAAGAAGGACUUCUGGCAGGCCAAGGACCAGUGGUACCCUUCCUGGGAGAAGAGUGGUCAGAUGGAGGUUAAGAGUGUAAAAAUGUGGCAGCAGUCUGGUUACAAUGGUUGCAAUGCGUAGUUGCAGCUGUAGUCAGAAAUACGGAAAGUGUUGAUGUUGAGCGGCGUUUUGGUGCUCGGGUGGCUUGAACGGCGAUCGGCAGGUCAGCCGCUAUGAAUAUACCACCAGAGACACAAUAAUUUCUAUUCAUUAUCAUGAGGAUUCUCACAUUAAGCUAUCGAGAAACUUGGUAUCGUGAAAAGAUCUGCUCUAACUUGGCACUCCCGCCCGGAGACGAGAAAGAUGUGUGCAAGGAGUGGGCAGAGGGGCCGUGCGGGACAGGGUUAGUUGGACCCUUGUACCUGCAUGACAAUCACUCCUCUAGUAGCGCCGCUGAAUCAAAGCGGGCUUGACUCCGGCCUCGAAGGGCCUUAUCGCCCAAUCGUGUCGACGUCACCAUGAUAGAUGCGCGGAUCCUGCCGCGGCACAAGUCAGACGCUGCAGUGUUGGAACCUUCCUCGGCCUGGCCGUCCUCCAUCCUGCAGCCACCAGAUUACAGCAAUUGUCUCAACACCCUUGGU